UUCCCCAACUUCCCCAAAAGUCAUGUAUAAAGAGCAUGUAAGGAGACUCAUAGCCUAUAAAAGCGGCGUGUCGACACCAAGCUGCUAUAGCCAGAACCAUGAAAUAUUUAUCGGAAUUCAUCUUAUGUCUUGUAACUUUCGCUGUGGUGGAGGGUGUAAAGCCUGAUAUUGUCGUAAUCACCGGUGAGGACGCCGUGUUGCCAUGUGCGGCGAAAUCAAAGGAGGGAGUCCAGUAUCGCUCGGUGAUAUGGUACAAGGUUGCUGAAGGGCCUUCCCGAACGUUAACUGGUCUUGUAAUGAAAAGACUAACUGAAAACGAUGGCAAAGUGCAAAAAUAUAAAGGUGUCGAACGAGAGGUUGAGCUGCUUGAGAGCACAAAGAGCCUUAUUCUGUCUAAUGUAACUGCAGAAGACAGUGGAAUAUACAGCUGCUUUCUGUCUGCUCCUCUUGGACAUCAGAACCAGGAAGGCAAAAUUAUUCUGAAUGUUAAUGAGUAUCAUACAGUUGAGCAAAAUGAAUAUAAUAAAGGUGAUUACCAAAACACAAUACAUGUUAUGGCUUUCGCAGUCCUCGGUGUGGCAUUCCUGAUGUUUUGCAUAAGCUAUGUUUGUUCAAGAAGUAUAUUCCAAAGCAACAAGAAGCUCUCAAAAGACUCUUUGCUGAAAAUGCCACAUCAAGGCAAGAACUUGAUUGUCACCAAGCAUUUGGAUUGCAAGACUUUACCUGAAGUGUUUGUGUGAUGGUAAACCAGAGUUCAUGGGGCGGUGCUCAGUAGGUCAAACUAAGCUUUGUGUACAGGACACAGAUGGUCGAUAGAGCUCAUGCUGAAGAAGACCACUGGCAGAUACAGGGGAAGUGGCAUGUUACAUGCUACUUAACCUACUUGAUAAGCUGGUAGAUGGUCACUGUGCAAAGAGUGAGGAAAGCAAGCGCAAAGGUUUCAGCAUCAUCAACAUCUUUUGAAAAAUGAAUCUUUACGUAAUGAAACAGUCAGUGAGACCAAGAGAAAUAUUCUGCAUUAGAAUUGUGGUUGCUUGUUUGUGAAUGUGACCACCAUGGAAGUGGAGAAGGACUGACCAAAAUACAGAGCACGUUUGAAUGCUGUGCUGUUAUCAAUGUUAUUGUCUGGUAUGCUUACAGAUUUUCUACUAAGUUCUCACAAUACAGCUGGUAAAUACUGUAUAUUUUCAAAUGACUUUUGAAAUCAUGUUUUCAAUUCCGUCAUUCUGUCAUAGAAAAGCACAAAAAAAAAACUACCUCAUAUGAUAAUGGAUUUAUUUAAAAAUUCAUUCGUUUUAUUUCUAUUUUAUCUUUAUGAUACGAAGUUAUUGUAUGUUAAUGCAUAUUGAAUAUAGAAUAAAAUGUAUGAAAAAAGUA
Messenger RNA from Megalobrama amblycephala (Wuchang bream), 1377 nucleotides. It is a transcript of the gene cd83, whose product is annotated as CD83 molecule. The transcript is spliced from 5 exons. NCBI's taxonomy places the organism in Eukaryota, Metazoa, Chordata, Actinopteri, Cypriniformes, Xenocyprididae. The record is from RefSeq and is a predicted model, not a curated record. Bases 99 to 740 code for a protein of 213 amino acids.